Molecule: messenger RNA, 1045 nt
Organism: Prionailurus viverrinus (fishing cat)
Lineage: Eukaryota; Metazoa; Chordata; Mammalia; Carnivora; Felidae
Gene: DBX2
Product: developing brain homeobox 2
Exons: 4
Coding region: 1-1035 (344 amino acids)
Biological process (GO): regulation of transcription by RNA polymerase II
Molecular function (GO): DNA-binding transcription factor activity, RNA polymerase II-specific; DNA binding
Source: RefSeq, a predicted model, not a curated record
AUGCUCCCCAGCGCCGUGGCGGCCCACGCCGGCGCGUACUGGGACGUGGUGGCGUCCUCCGCGCUCCUCAACUUCCCCGCGGCUCCGGGCUUUGGCAACUUGGGCAAGAGUUUCCUGAUCGAGAACUUGCUGCGGGCUGGGGGCGCCCCGCCGCACGCGCUGCAGCCACCCCCGCACCACGGCCCGGCGUCCGCUCUAGUGGCCGCCGCCGCCGCCACGGCAGCCGGCGCACAGGUCCGGCCCCUGCCGGCCAACCCCGUUCCCCUCAAGCUGUGCCCCGCGGCCGAACCCGUCAGCCCCGGCGGAGCGCCGUACGGCACGCGUUGGGCUUUCCAAGUGCUCAGCCCCUCGGCCGACGGCGCCAGGCUGCCGGGCCGGGCUCCGGGGGAUCGAGACUCUACCUUCCAGCCGUCAGCCCCAGCGUCUUCCAAACCUUUCUUCCUGAGUGCCUCACCAUUCUACUCUGCAUGCUGUGGUGGGUCCUGUCGGCGCCCAGCAUCCCCCACUGCUUUUGCAAGAGAAGAGAAUGUGCUGUCCCUCCUGACCCAGGACUCGAACUCCAAAGCUCGGCGGGGUAUUUUAAGAAGAGCUGUUUUUUCUGAGGAUCAGAGAAAGGCUCUGGAGAAAAUGUUUCAGAAGCAGAAAUAUAUCAGCAAAACAGACCGAAAGAAACUUGCCAUCAGCUUGGGACUAAAGGAAUCACAGGUGAAAAUUUGGUUUCAGAACAGAAGAAUGAAAUGGCGGAAUUCCAAAGAGAAAGAAGUGCUUUCCAACAGGUGUAUCCAAGAAGUAGGCCUUCAAGAGGAUCCCCUCUCGCGGUCUGCUCUGGGGUUCCCUUCUCCAUGUCCUUCGCUCUGGGAAGUCUCCCAACAGCACUCAAGUCCAAGAUGGAGGGAGAAUUCGCCAGAACCUUCAGAAAGACUGAUCCAGGAGAGUUCAGGCGCACGGCCCCCAGAAGCAAAUUCACUUCAGGGUGCCUUGUAUUUGUGUUCUGAAGAAGCUGGAGACAAGGGUGUGCUUACUGGGGCUGUCUGAAUGGAAGCCU